AUGAAGCUGAUAAAUACUAGGUAUAUUACAGGAAAGGUACCUUUCACUAGACAAUUGUCAAGAUCGGCAUCUUUAUUGCACAAUAAUACAAAAUUUACAGCAGCAUCAGAAGAUGAAAUGUCACACUUCAAUGCUUUAGCUUCAACAUGGUGGGAUGUUAAUGGUCCCCAGAGAAUUUUGCACAAGAUGAAUUUGUUAAGAAUGGAUUUCAUUCACGAGAACGUAAGAUCACAUUUAAUAUUAAACAAGCCCGGAACUCCCCAAGAUGAGGAAAUCUAUAUUCCUCCUUAUAAUGUUGACUUGUUACCAAGACCCAUAAAACAUAGAAUAUUGAUGGAACAAGAUUUAAAAAGAGAUGAAAUUUUAAACAACUCAAGAUUGAAGGUAUUGGAUGUAGGCUGUGGAGGAGGCAUUCUAUCGGAGUCAUUAGCUAGGAUGAGCUUUAUUGAAAAAGUACAAGGUAUUGACUUAUCCACUGACGUUUUGGAGGCUGCCAAGUUGCACAAAUCAAAGGACCCACUUCUUACUGAAAGUAACAAAUUGUCAUAUGAAUUGAAGGCCAUUGAAGAUUUACCCUUAAAUGCGGAAUAUGAUAUAAUUACCAUGUUUGAAAUGUUGGAACAUGUUACUUACCCUUCUAAAGUCUUAAUUGAGGCUUUACUGAGAGUCAAAGUCGGUGGAUGGGUCUUCUUGUCAACAAUAAAUAGAGAUUUCGUAAGUUGGUUUACUACAAUCUUCAUGGGUGAACAUGUAUUAAGAAUCGUGCCCGUGGGAACGCAUUCAUUAGACAAAUAUAUAAAUCAAGAGGAAAUAAGGAAAUGGUUAGAAGAAGAUCCUGAGAGAAAAGAAUGUUUCGAAGUCGUAGAUGCCAAGGGCUGUGUUUAUUUACCUGCGUACGGUUGGAAAUUUACCAGUAGUCCUAACGUUGGUAAUUACUUCAUGGCAAUACAAAGAAAAAAUUAA
Molecule: messenger RNA, 963 nt
Organism: Debaryomyces fabryi
Lineage: Eukaryota; Fungi; Ascomycota; Pichiomycetes; Serinales; Debaryomycetaceae
Gene: COQ3
Product: hexaprenyldihydroxybenzoate methyltransferase
Exons: 1
Coding region: 1-963 (320 amino acids)
Biological process (GO): ubiquinone biosynthetic process
Molecular function (GO): 2-methoxy-6-polyprenyl-1,4-benzoquinol methyltransferase activity
Source: RefSeq, a predicted model, not a curated record